UCAUCAUAUGACCGGUAACCUUUAACCCCUGUCAAGACCAGCCAUGGCGGCAACGCAAGAUGGAGGGGUUGACAGAACGGCUGACGAAAAAACGCCUCUUUUAUACAACAGAAGAUGCAGACAAGAGAGUAUUGGUAUUGACAACACCAUUCAGUUUGACCCUGAGGAACCAGAUUAUGAUUCUGUCAUCUACUCCCCAGGGGGAUCUCCAGAAAAGGAAAGUCCACAAGAGAAGGCUACAGAGGAUACAGCCAAGCUGCUCUCAGCAAAAUAUGAGGGGCUGGACUAUGACCUGGUUGAAAACAGCCUGUUUGUCAAGGAAGCAGCUGCUAACAAUAAGAAACUCAUCCGCAUCAAUAUCAACCGUUGGGUGGUGAUGCUGAUGAUUGGCAUAUUGACAGCGCUGGUGGGAGUUGUGAUUGACAUCCUGGUGCAUCAGCUGGCUGGACUCAAGUACAGUCUGCUUAAGUCAUGGAUUGACAGUUGUGUGGAAGAAGGUUGCCUCGCCAUUCCCUUUGCACUGUGGGUCGCCAUAGAUGCCCUUUUUGUCUGCUUUGCAGCGAUCCUGGUAGCUUAUGGAGAGCCUGUUGCAGCUGGCAGUGGGAUACCACAGAUCAAGUGCUACCUGAAUGGUGUCAAGGUCCCACAUGUAGUCAGGAUUAAGACACUCAUCAGCAAAGUGAUCGGUGUUGUCUUUUCUGUUGCGGGAGGACUUGCAGUUGGAAAGGAAGGUCCCAUGAUCCACUCUGGAGCAGUGAUAGCUGCUGGGGUUUCCCAGGGGAUGUCAACAACAUUCAAGAGAGACCUCAAGAUUUUCAAAUACUUCAGAACAGACACAGAGAAGCGAGACUUUGUGUCGGGCGGGGCAGCAGCAGGCGUGUCUGCAGCUUUUGGUGCCCCAGUGGGUGGAGUUUUGUUCAGCUUAGAGGAGGGAGCCAGCUUCUGGAACCAGGCUUUAACUUGGAGAAUUUUUUUCUGCUCUGUGACAACACUGUUCACCUUGAACAUCGUACUGAGUGUUUAUUUCGGACGACCGGGAGAGUUGGCCUAUCCUGGAUUGCUCAAUUUUGGCAGGUUUACGGGAGUGAGUUACUUCUGGUAUGAGAUCCCUCUGUUCCUCCUGAUGGGUGUGGCAGGUGGUUUGUCUGGGGCUCUUUUCAACUUUGUCAACCACAAGAUCUGCAUCUUCAGAAUGAAGUAUGUGUACAAGCCCUUCAUGCAGGUUGUGGAGGCAAUGAUGGUUGCCAUAGUGACAGCCACCCUGGCUUUUGUUUCCAUCUAUGUGUCUCGAGACUGCAAACCUCUCGGUCAGGACCCUUCUGAGAAGCCACUUCAAUUCUUCUGCAGUGAUGGUGAAUACAGCACAAUGGCAACCAUGAUGUUCCAGACACCAGAGCAGAGUGUCAAGAGUCUGUUCCACGACCCACCUAAUUCCUACAACAUUGUGACCCUGAGUGUGUUUUGUGUGAUCUACUUUAUCCUGGCCUGCUGGACGUAUGGCCUGAGUGUGCCCAGUGGACUGUUCAUCCCCAGUCUGUUGUGUGGUGCAGGGUGGGGGCGACUGUUCGGCAUCGGUGUCAGCCAUUUAGUACCCAAUAUUGCAUGGUCAGCUCCUGGGAUUUAUGCACUCAUGGGGGCAGCUGCGCAACUAGGUGGCGUUGUUCGUAUGACCAUCAGCCUGACUGUAAUUCUGAUGGAGGCGACGGGGAACGUGUCGUACGGCCUCCCCCUCAUGCUGGUCCUGCUGAUAGCCAAGUGGGUGGGAGACAUCUUCAAUGAGGGCCUGUAUGAUAUCCACAUCCGACUGAUGAGUGUGCCCAUCCUGGGAUGGGAGCCUCCAGCCACCUCCACCACCAUCUCAGCAAGACAGGUGAUGAGCCACCCUGUGACGACCCUGCAGCAGGUGGAGAAGGUGGGGCGGAUUGUGGAGGCUCUGAAGGAGCCACAUUCCAACCAUAACGGCUUCCCUGUGGUGGAUGUGCCUGAUGAGACUGAUCAGGUGACGUCAGGUCGGUUCCGUGGGCUCAUCCUCAGGUCUCACCUGCUGGUUCUCAUCAAAAGGAAGAUGUUCCUGGAAAGAGGCCAGACUGGUGCCAUCAGGAGAAACCUGGAGAUGAAGGACUUUAGAGAAGCCUACCCAAGGUUCCCAUCCAUCCAUGAACUCAACAUAUCACCUGAAGAAAUGGAGUGCUCCAUCGAUCUACGACCUUACAUGAACCCUGCUCCUUACACAGUGUCGGAGGAUGCAUCCUUGCAUAGAGUCUUUCGUCUAUUCCGUGCCCUGGGCUUGAGACACCUGGUUGUAGUCAACAAAGAUAACCUGGUGAUGGGGAUUGUGACCAGGAAGGAUCUGGCCAGGUAUAGAUUGGUCAGCCUUAGGUCUUUGGACCUGGAGGAGCUGCAGAUGUCACAUUAAUUGUAAGGGGGCGCUGCUUUUCACUACCUGGAGGAAUUGCAGCACUUGGGCAACCAUUCAGAUCUUCUGCCCGGGAUUGCCUUAGGUGUUUUCAAGGAAUGGCAGAAGAUUGUUACCUCAACAAAACCUGUUUAGAAGUUCCUUUCUCCUUACAAGCUGUUUUCGUACUGUGUGACUGUCAGACAGGUCACAUCGAUCUAUAGGUUAGCAAGGGAACAUGGGCUCUGGCAGAUGCCUUCGUUACAUGCUAUUCCUGAUCCCUGGAGGAGGUACUAGGAACUUCCAAUUUUGUUAUUUUCACAGAUAUUUAUUUUUUCGAGUGCUCUGGAGUACAUAAUGAUUUGCUUUCAUAACUUGACAUAUUUCUAUUUGAAAAGUAAGGGAACAUGAUGCAAUUGAUUUCUUUUUGUUGGACACUUCUUAUGUUAGUUUUGAAUUAUUAUUUUGAAGCUUACGAUAUUGCUGUAGUUGGUUUCUUUCAUAUUCAUUAUUUUCUCUGCUAUCAUGAUGUUUUUUGUUGUGGAUUUCAGUAGGUCAUAACAGUGAAGACAAACAUCACAGAUGUUGGAAAAUGUUAGGCCUCAUUUGCCUUAUUUCAGGAAGAAUUUAUUGAGAUUAUGUUUAAGUUGAUAAGUAACUAAGUUGAAUAACCCUGAACGCACAUCUUGUAGACUACCAUUAUGAUGGUCUACUGAGUCCUCGUAAUGUUAAUGUCUAACAUUAUGUUUCCAGUAAGGUUAUAUCUAUAGGCAAAGAGUCUGAAGUUACUGAAUAAUGUUUAACACUGGACCAAAGCUGUUAGGAUAUACCACCUAUGGAAGUUGGAAGGAGUCCAUCUUUCUCAGGUGCCAAAAUUUCCUUUGUUUUGUGUUUGAACUUUUGAUAUAUAGCGUUACUGUUGUUGUUUCAAGACAUUAAAAAUGUUAUAGAUAAUAUAGUAUGUAUCUAUUUUCUACUAUUUAAGGAAGAAAUAGAAUUCUCCUCAACACUGGAUGAUAUUAAAUCAAUUAUCAAAGUA
Messenger RNA from Branchiostoma floridae (Florida lancelet), 3434 nucleotides. RefSeq names its product H(+)/Cl(-) exchange transporter 7-like. NCBI's taxonomy places the organism in Eukaryota, Metazoa, Chordata, Leptocardii, Amphioxiformes, Branchiostomatidae. Bases 44 to 2416 code for a protein of 790 amino acids. The record is from RefSeq and is a predicted model, not a curated record. The transcript is spliced from 26 exons. Gene Ontology annotation, molecular function: voltage-gated chloride channel activity. Gene Ontology annotation, biological process: transmembrane transport; chloride transport. Gene Ontology annotation, cellular component: intracellular membrane-bounded organelle; lysosomal membrane.